CGCGGGGUCUCCAAUCUGCCAUUUUCUGUCCCUGAAUAAGUCUCUGGCGUCCCGAAUUCCGUCUGUUUUUCUCACAGGCUGUGUCCCGUCCGCUGGCCCACCACCUCAGGGGAACGAUGGCCGCAGAGUCCACAGCCACUGCCGCCAUCACCGCGGAGCUGGUUUCUGCCGACAAAAUUGAAGAAGAUGCCCCUGCUCCUUCUACUUCUGCAGAUAAAGUGGAGAGUCUGGAUGUGGAUAGUGAAGCUAAGAAACUCUUGGGAUUAGGACAGAAACAUCUGGUAAUGGGUGAUAUUCCUGCAGCUGUCAAUGCCUUCCAGGAAGCAGCUAGUCUUUUAGGUAAGAAGUAUGGAGAGACAGCUAAUGAAUGUGGAGAAGCCUUCUUUUUUUAUGGGAAAUCGCUUUUGGAGUUGGCAAGAAUGGAGAAUGGUGUGUUGGGAAAUGCCCUGGAAGGUGUGCAUGUGGAAGAGGAGGAAGGAGAAAAAACAGAAGAAGAAUCUCUGGUAGAAAAUAAUGAUAACAUAGAUGAGGAAGCAAGGGAAGAGUUGAGAGAACAGGUUUAUGACGCCAUGGGAGAAAAAGAAGCCCAAAAAACAGAAGACAAGUCUCUGGUAAAGCCUGAAAUGGAUAAAGAACAGGAAACUGAAAUGGAGAAGGGUGGAAGAGAAGAUAUGGAUAUCGGUGAGCCUGCAGAGGAACUACAGGAGAAAGUUAAAUCAGCUCCAGAUCAGUUAACUGAAACCACUGAAGAAGGAAAAGGAGCAGCGGCACCAGAAGAAUUGAGUGAAGCUGAAGUCACUUCUAAGAAGCCAGAUCAGGAAAUACCGGGUGCUGAGGAAGGAAAAUCAGUUUCUGAAACUGACGUCCAAGAAGAGUGCAGAGAAAAAGGGGGUCAGGGAGAAGUAAUUGUGAGCAUAGAGGAGAAACCAAAAGAAGCUUCAAAAGAACAACCUGUUGUGAUUCUAGAAAAGCAGGGCACUCCAGUGGAGAUAGAAGCAGUCAAGCCAGUGGAGAUGGGUGGGGAUGAGCCAAAGGAGCAGGUAGCUGCCUCUGAAAGUGAACCAGGAAAGGCUAUUCUUGAGCAGUUGGUAGGACAAGAAUUGCCUUCUGCCGAAGAGUCACCGGAGGUGACAACACAGGCUGCAGAUGCCUCAGCUGCAGAAGCCGGAUCAGAAGUCUCUGAGAAGCCUGGAGGGCAGGACACUGUUCUCCCUCAGGAUGGUGCAGUCAAUGGACUGUCAGCUGCAGGGGAUCACGCCUCCACUAAACCACAGACUAAUGCAGAAGGACUGAUAGGAACAAAAGAUGGCUCAGCACUAGAGAAGGGCAGGGCAGAGUUGGUUCCUAGCCAGGAGACUAAGCUGUCUAUAGAAGAGUCUGAGGCAGCCGGAGAUGGGGUGGAGACUGAGGUGGCCCAGGGGGCUACUGAGCAAUCCCCUGAAGACAAAGUUAAGAUAGCUGCUAAUGAAGAAGCACAAGACAAAGAAGAACAGAUGAAAGAGGGUGAAGAAACCGAGGGCUCAGAAGAGGAGGAUAAAGAAAAUGACAAGGCUGAAGAAACACUAAAUGAUUCAGCUCUUGAAAACAAGUCCCUUCAAGAAAAUGAAGAGGAGGAGAUUGGGAACCUAGAACUUGCCUGGGAUAUGCUGGAUUUAGCAAAGAUCAUUUUUAAAAGGCAAGACACGAAGGAGGCUCAGCUUUAUGCUGCGCAGGCACAUCUUAAACUUGGAGAAGUUAGUGUUGAAUCUGAGAAUUACCUCCAAGCUGUGGAGGAGUUCCAGGCUUGCCUAAACCUGCAGGAACAGUAUCUGGAAGCCCAUGAUCGGCUCCUUGCAGAGACUCACUACCAGCUGGGCUUGGCCUACGGGUACAACUCCCAGUAUGAUGAAGCAGUAGCACAGUUCAGCAAAUCUAUUGAAGUCAUUGAGAAGAGAAUGGCUGUACUAAAUGAGCAGAUGAAGGAGGCUGAAGGAUCACCUACUGAAUAUGAGAAAGAAAUUGAGGAGCUGAAGGAGCUGCUCCCUGAAAUUAGAGAGAAGAUAGAAGAUGCAAAGGAGUCCCAGCGUAGUGGGAAUGUAGCUGAACUGGCUCUGAAAGCAACUCUGGUGGAGAGCUCUACUUCAGGUUUCACUCCUAGUGGAGGAAGCUCUUCAGUUUCCAUGAUUGCCAGUAGAAAGCCAACAGAUGGUGCUUCCUCAUCAAAUUGUGUUACUGAUAUUUCCCACCUUGUCAGAAAGAAGAGGAAACCAGAGGAAGAGAGCCCCCGGAAAGAUGAUGCAAAGAAAGCCAAACAAGAGCCAGAGGUGAAUGGAGGCAGUGGGGACACUAUUUCCACUGGAACCGAAGUUGCUGAAAACAUGGAGGAGGAGGCUGAGAAUAAAGCUGAAAGCCGGGCAGCAGUGGAGGGGACAGUGGAGGCUGGAGCUACAGUUGAAAGCACUGCAUGUUAAGAGAGGGAGCAGAGCCUUCCUCCCAAUGGAAAGUGUUUUUGUAUAUAAUGUAUUUUUUCACUUUUUGGGGAUUCUUUUUGUAUAACUUCAAUAAAGAUUGUAAGCAAAGGUU
Molecule: messenger RNA, 2562 nt
Organism: Bubalus bubalis (water buffalo)
Lineage: Eukaryota; Metazoa; Chordata; Mammalia; Artiodactyla; Bovidae
Gene: NASP
Product: nuclear autoantigenic sperm protein
Exons: 15
Coding region: 117-2450 (777 amino acids)
Biological process (GO): CENP-A containing chromatin assembly; DNA replication-dependent chromatin assembly
Cellular component (GO): nucleoplasm
Molecular function (GO): histone binding
Source: RefSeq, a predicted model, not a curated record